CUGCCGCUCCUGGCUGUGGCGUGGAAGGUCACACAGUUGCAGACAGGGUUCCGCGGUGUGCUGGUCUGUCAUCACAGCUGGUACCUCUUAACUCUCUCUGUGGAAGCAGUAUUUGGUGGUGUUUUCCUCAGCUUUAUGUUGCAGUACUGAAUACUGAAAGGACAUGAACUCGUGAUGCAUACUAUUCUUAGAAUGCUGUGGACAACAUAGACUAUUGUUCGGGUCUUUUGCUUGUAAGCCAUGUAAUGUGCUAGCCUUUGUAAGGAAACCAUCACCAUACUCAGCAUUCUGAUUUUAGGAGGUUCACAGUUGAGAGAGUGAAGAUGAAGAAGAUGAAAUUGAAAUGGAAGUAGAAGACCAGGAUAGUAAAGAAGCCAGAAAACCAAAUAUCAUAAACUUUGACACCAGCCUUCCAACCUCACAUACAUAUCUGGGAGCCGAUAUGGAAGAGUUCCAUGGUAGAACUUUACAUGAUGAUGACAGCUGUCAGGUGAUCCCAGUCCUCCCUCAGGUGAUGCUGAUCCUGAUUCCAGGGCAGACAUUACCACUGCAGCUUUCUCACCCGCAAGAAGUCAGCAUGGUUCGGAAUUUAAUCCAGAAAGACAGAACCUUUGCAGUUCUGGCUUACAGUAAUAUUCAGGAAAGGGAAGCACAGUUUGGAACAACGGCAGAGAUAUAUGCUUAUCGUGAAGAGCAGGAGUUCGGAAUUGAAGUAGUGAAAGUGAAAGCAAUUGGACGGCAGAGGUUCAAGGUCCUUGAACUUCGAACACAAUCAGAUGGAAUCCAGCAAGCUAAAGUGCAAAUUUUGCCAGAGUGUGUGUUGCCAUCAACCAUGUCUGCAGUUCAGUUAGAAUCACUUAAUAAGUGCCAGAUAUUCCCUUCAAAGCCUGUCUCUUGGGAAGAACAGUAUUCAUGUAAAUGGUGGCAGAAAUACCAGAAGAGAAAGUUUCACUGUGCAAAUCUGACUUCAUGGCCUCGCUGGCUAUAUUCAUUAUAUGAUGCGGAAACUUUAAUGGAUAGAAUUAAGAAACAGCUACGUGAAUGGGAUGAAAAUCUCAAAGAUGAUUCUCUUCCUGCAAAUCCAAUAGACUUUUCUUACAGAGUAGCUGCUUGUCUUCCUAUUGAUGACGUAUUGAGAAUUCAGCUCCUUAAAAUUGGUAGUGCUAUUCAGCGGCUUCGCUGUGAGUUAGACAUCAUGAACAAAUGUACUUCCCUUUGCUGUAAACAAUGUCAAGAAACAGAAAUAACAACCAAGAAUGAAAUAUUUAGUUUAUCCUUAUAUGGUCCAAUGGCAGCAUAUGUGAAUCCUCAUGGAUAUGUACAUGAGACACUGACUGUGUAUAAAGCUUCCAAUCUGAAUCUGAUAGGCCGGCCUUCUACAGUACACAGCUGGUUUCCUGGGUAUGCAUGGACCAUUGCCCAGUGUAAAAUUUGUGCAAGCCAUAUUGGAUGGAAAUUUACAGCCACCAAAAAAGACAUGUCACCUCAAAAAUUUUGGGGCCUAACUCGUUCUGCUCUGUUACCCACAAUUCCAGAGACUGAAGAUGAAAUAAGCCCAGAUAAAGUAAUACUUUGUUUGUAAGUGCACCUGUCAGGGUAGCUUCCUAAAGAUGGUUUCUCAAGUCAGAUCUGCGCCGGACAGCACUGCCUCUCAUGUAUGUGUACAGUGGGUCACAGCAUCUGACUGCCAAUUUCAAAGCAGCUUGUGAAAAAACAGUACAAAACACAGGCUGGAUUCAGAAGCAUCUGGUUCUAGUAGCUGGGUGCCAUUAAUUAUCCUGUUGGAUAUAUGCCAUUGAUAGGAUAAGAAAGUACCUUUGAAGUUCUGGGAAUAGCUAUGAACAGGAGAGGAUGGAUAGAGGCACCACUGCUCUAAUGAUGAAUGUUCCAGAAGCUGGGUUGGCAAAGCAUAGGAGAGAGGCAAGGCAGUGUAUAUUUUUUUUUUAAAGGACUUCAUUCCUUUCAGUUUUCUUUAGCUUGUCUGAGAUGCUGAUUUGUAAACUUUGGAAAUAUUAAAGAGUAAAAUAAGCAGUUUGAGCAGAAAAAAAAAUAGCAUUUUGUGUAUGUGCACUAUUUAUUUGUUGACCCUGUCGUAUUAGAACCCUUUAAAUAGUAGCAUAUGUCCAUUUUACAUUUCAUUUGCAAAUGUAAGCAAACAGUAUAUAUUUCUGGGAUUAUACCCUUUAGGAAAUAAAGCUAAAGCAACUGAAGGCCAUCUUCAAAUAAAACUGACCAAAAAUAAUAUCUAUAUCCAAAGCUACACUAUCUAGUUGAAUUAUGUUUAAGCAAUCAAGUAAAACAUUUAAAGUAUAUUAAGCAUAUAAUAAAAUGUAACUCAAGAAUA
Molecule: messenger RNA, 2344 nt
Organism: Psammomys obesus (fat sand rat)
Lineage: Eukaryota; Metazoa; Chordata; Mammalia; Rodentia; Muridae
Gene: Crbn
Product: cereblon
Exons: 13
Coding region: 344-1582 (412 amino acids)
Biological process (GO): protein ubiquitination
Cellular component (GO): Cul4A-RING E3 ubiquitin ligase complex
Source: RefSeq, a predicted model, not a curated record